CUCCUCGGUUGUUUACAGUUUUACUCUUUUAGCUUUAGCCAUAUAGCUCUCUCAGUAAAACCGUUUAAAUCGUGUUUUCAACAUGGGAUGCGACGGCGGAACCAUUCCCAAAAGACACGAACUAGUUAAAGGACCGAAAAAGGUUGAAAAGGUCGAUAAAAAUGCAGAACUCGCUGCCAAAUGGAAAUACUGUGCAUUGAGUCAGGAGAAGCUGAAGCGGCCUAUAGUCGCCUGUGAGCUGGGCAGACUGUAUAAUAAAGAUGCGAUCAUUGAGUACUUGCUGGAUAAAUCAGCGGAGAGGCCGAACACUGAGGUUGUGACGCACAUACGUGGCAUCAAGGACGUGAAGGAGCUGAAUCUCACUGAUAACUCUGCUUGGGAGGGCGAGAGGAGGAACAUUAAAGGGGACUGUUAUGAAGACAUGAACCUCGCCAUGUUCAUCUGUCCUGUGGUGGGACUAGAAAUGAAUGGAAAACACAAGUUUUUCUAUCUGCAGACCUGUGGGUGUGUUUUCUCAGAGCGAGCUGUCAAAGAAGUCAAGACAGAGAUUUGCCACAAGUGUGGAGAUCCUUUCAAAGAAGACGACCUUGUGGUUCUGAAUGGGGCUAAAGAGGAAGUGGAAAAGCUGCAGAAGGCCAUGGAGGAGCGCCGAACAAAGGCUAAAACUGCUAAAAAAUCAAAGAAGAGCAAAGAUACUAAAGUCUCCAAGAAGCAGGAUUUAGAAGUGGCAGAAAGCUGUGAUUUACCCAAAGACGCAUCAGAGACUAAAUCUGCAUCACUGAAUGGAGACGACGGCAGUGAAUCAGCUCCGGGACCGUCCACAUCCGGCGAGAGCUCGAAGACGUUAAAGGCGCCCGUGGGUCUCGUCGUCGGCAGCAAAAGAUCAAUCCAAGCCAUGGGGGAUAAAUCUGAGACCUACAAGUCCCUCUUCACCUCCCACAGCUCUGCCAAACGUACCAAAGACCAGAUCUCCAACUGGGUCACACACACACCGUACCACUUUUGAGUGCGCUCUUCCUAGUGAAGCUCGCUCUCUAGUGGUCAGGCUUUGGCGGAGCGACACUCUGCUGGAGUAAUGCAUUGUUUUAGCUUAUUU
Messenger RNA from Rhinichthys klamathensis goyatoka, 1096 nucleotides. It is a transcript of the gene rtf2, whose product is annotated as replication termination factor 2. Gene Ontology annotation, biological process: mitotic DNA replication termination; site-specific DNA replication termination at RTS1 barrier. Bases 83 to 1006 code for a protein of 307 amino acids. The record is from RefSeq and is a predicted model, not a curated record. The transcript is spliced from 9 exons. NCBI's taxonomy places the organism in Eukaryota, Metazoa, Chordata, Actinopteri, Cypriniformes, Leuciscidae. Gene Ontology annotation, cellular component: nucleus.